Cydia fagiglandana is the source of this 8938-nucleotide messenger RNA. RefSeq names its product calcium-dependent secretion activator (gene Cadps). Gene Ontology annotation, biological process: synaptic vesicle exocytosis; dense core granule exocytosis. The record is from RefSeq and is a predicted model, not a curated record. Bases 311 to 4516 code for a protein of 1401 amino acids. The transcript is spliced from 35 exons. Lineage: Eukaryota; Metazoa; Arthropoda; Insecta; Lepidoptera; Tortricidae.
AACACCAAAGCGCGGGUGAUUACGAACCGUGACCUCGUUUCCUACCCCGUCGCCCCAAAGUCGGCAUGAGGGCGCAGCCUUACCGAUACCUUAUCGUAUCGACCCACCAUCCGCCAUUAACACGCAUGCGCAAAAAUAUGCGGAAUAACUGACGUUUCAGCCAGCCAGUACCACGGCUAAAUCCACACGACCCUGUAAAUAAAACUGUAAAUAUUCCUAAAUUAAAUAGUGACUGUGAUUCGAAUGUUUUUAAAAACCGUCGCUGUGUUUGGUGAUAUCUGAACGGGGCGGGAGCUAGUUGUAAGCCACAAUGAUCGACCCGAGCUCGUCGGAAGAGGACAGCGAGGACGAACACAAGAAGCAGCCCACCAACAAAUUACAACCAGUGGCUCCACCUGGAUCGUUGGCAAGCGGGCGGCCCUCGGUCCGCGGCAAGCCGGAGCUGCCCCGCGGGUCUACAGCCGGUCUACAGGGUGCGAGUCCCCUCACGACGGCCCCGCUCGCCGCCCCCCUCCAUCCCGCCACCAGGCAGCGGGAGCAAGCCGCGCUUGCACCACCUCCACAUGCAUCGUUCUUGCGCAGGACGUCGACUGGGAGUGCGAGCUCUGGGGAGGCGCCAGCGCCGUCACCGAGCCCUUCUGGGGCCAGUCAUUCUGACAAGGACCAAGACCCUCAGGAAAAGAUCGAAAAGCUAGAGGAGGACAAGAAGCGGCGACUGCAGCUGUACGUGUUCGUGUCGCGAUGCAUCGCGCACCCCUUCAACGCCAAACAGCCCACGGACAUGACGCGGCGGCACACCAAGCUCACGCCGCACCAGCUGGAGACCAUUCAGGCGCGGUUUCAGGCAUUUCUAAAAGGCGAAACCCAGAUUCUCGCUGAUGAGGCCUUCCAGAACGCGGUCCAGUCGUACCACGACGUGUUCCUCAAGUCAGAGAGGGUCGAGCAGAUGGUCAGAUCAGGUGCCUGCAGCCACCACGACUUCCGCGAGGUCUUCCGGAACAAUAUCGAGAAGAGAGUCAGGUCUUUGCCAGAAAUUGAUGGAUUAAGUAAAGAAACUGUCCUAACGUCGUGGCUAGCUAAAUUCGACUGUAUCAUGAAAGGAACGGGAAUAACAGGUGUGCUGGGCGACGAUGAAUCCAAGCGGCCGUCGCGGGCUCAACAGCAGAGUCUCAACGCGGAGUGCAUCCUGAGCAAAGAGCAGCUGUACGACAUGUUCCAGCAGAUCCUCGGGGUCAAGAAGUUUGAGCAUCAGCUUUUGUUCAACGCGCUGCUUCUGGACUCGGCAGAUGAACAAGCGGCCGCUAUCCGGAGAGAGCUGGAUGGAAGAAUGCAGAAAGUCAACGAGAUGGAAAGGAACCGCAAGCUAAUGCCGAAGUUCGUCCUCAAAGAGAUGGAGUCCCUCUACAUCGAAGAGCUCAAGUCCUCGAUCAACCUCCUCAUGGCCAACUUGGAGUCCCUUCCCGUGUCCAAGGGCGGGGCUGACUCCAAAUACGGCCUGCAUAAAAUCAAGCGGUAUAAUCACAGAUCAAACGCCGGGCCUGACCCGAGUCCAAGGUUGAGUAAGCAGCUGUGUUUCAGAUCGCAAGGGUCUCUGGCCAACAAGUUGACAGGCGAGGGCGACGGCGGAGAUGUUGACACUCAGCUGACCAAAAUGGAUGUCGUUCUGACUUUCCAAAUAGAGGUAGUAGUGAUGGAGGUAAAGGGUCUAAAGUCAUUAGCGCCGAACCGGAUAGUGUAUUGUACUAUGGAAGUGGAAGGGGGCGACAAGCUGCAGACCGACCAGGCUGAGGCGUCCAAACCUAUGUGGGACACUCAAGGUGACUUUAGUACCACACAGCCCCUGCCUGCUGUUAAAGUUAAGUUGUACACGGAGAACCCUGGGGUACUAGCCCUGGAAGAUAAGGAACUUGGGAAAGUUGUUCUCAGACCUACGCCACUUUCUAGCAAGGCUCCAGAAUGGCAUCGCAUGACGGUACCAAAGAACCUUCCAGAUCAAGAUCUGAGAAUCAAAAUAGCGUGUCGGAUGGACAAGCCACUGAACAUGAAACACUGCGGGUACCUCCACGUGAUCGGCAAGAAUGUAUGGAGGAAAUGGAAGCGGCGCUACAUGGUGCUGGUCCAAGUGAGCCAAUAUACGUUCGCGCUGUGCUCCUACAAGGACAAGAAGUCAGAACCGGCGGAGAUGAUGCAACUGGACGGCUUCACGGUGGACUAUAUAGAGUUGGCUAGCGCACAACUAAUGGUUGGGCAAGAACUGGAAGGCGCCAAGAACUUCAUGAAUGCCGUCCGCGACGGCGAGUCCGUGCUGAUGGGAGUGGGCGACGAGAACGAGUGCCACUUGUGGGUCAUGGCUUUAUACAGGGCCACAGGCCAGAGUCAUAAGCCCACUCCACCUACUACGUCGGAUACCCAUCAUAAGAUCAUGGGAGAUGCAGACAAGGCGCGUAAGCAUGGAAUGGAGGACUACAUCCAGGCAGACCCGUGUCAGUACGACCACCACCAGCUGUUCUGUACGCUGCAGUCCCUCACCCUGAAAUACCGGCUCCAGGAUCCUUACUGCUCAUUGGGCUGGUUCUCCCCUGGCCAAGUUUUCGUGCUCGACGAAUACUGCGCGCGCUACGGCGUCCGCGGCUGCUUCCGCCACCUCUGCUACCUCUCCGACCUCCUCGACGUAGCCGAGAGCGCCUCCCAGACUGUAGACCCCACGCUCAUGCAUUAUUCCUUCGCGUUCUGUGCGAGUCACGUCCAUGGCAACAGUACGGCCACGUUGCCUGGCAGGCCCGAUGGCGUGGGCAGCAUCACCGUCCAGGAGAAGGAGAAGUUUGCGGAGAUCAAGGAGCGGCUCAAGGCACUGUUGCAGCAUCAGAUCACCAACUUCCGAUAUGCGUUCCCGUUCGGAAGGCCGGAGGGCGCGUUGAAGGCAACACUAUCUCUGCUAGAAAGGGUUCUGAUGAAAGACGUAGUAACUCCCGUGGCACCCGAAGAAGUCCGUGCCAUGAUCCAAACCAGUUUGGAGAACGCAGCGCUACUGAACUAUACACAACUCAGUCAAAAGGCCAACAUUGAAGAGGACUUAAGAGGAGAAACAAUGGUGACACCAGCGAAGAAAUUGGAGGACCUGAUACAUUUAGCCGAGCUGUGCGUUGAUCUCCUUCAGCAAAACGAAGAACACUACGCGGAGGUGUAUAACACAAAACCGGACUCUAGCGGUCAACCAAAUGCAUUCGCGUGGUUCUCAGAGCUGUUGGUGGAGCAUGCUGAGAUAUUUUGGGCCCUGUUCGGUGUCGACAUGGAUCGGGUUUUAGCGGAACAGCCUCCUGAUACGUGGGAUUCCUUCCCGUUGUUCCAGAUUUUGAACGAUUAUUUGAGGACUGACGAAAACUUGAAAGGCGGUCGUUUCCACGAGCACCUACGAGACACGUUCGCUCCACUCGUCGUGCGGUAUGUGGACCUCAUGGAGUCCUCCAUCGCGCAGAGCCUGCACAAGGGCUUCGAGAAGGAGCGGUGGGAGAUCAAGGGCAACGGCUGUUCAACAAGCGAAGAAUUGUUCUGGAAGCUGGAUGCGCUGCAGUGCUUCAUCCGGGACCUGCACUGGCCAGAGCCGGAAUUCCGGUCACACCUGGAGCAAAGACUCAAGCUGAUGGCCAGCGAUAUGAUGGAGACUUGCAUCCAACGGACUGAGUCCUCUUUCCAGUCGUGGCUGAAGAAGAGCAUAACGUUCAUGUCAACGGACUACAUCCUGCCAGCGGAGACAUGCGCCAUGGUGAAUGUGGCGCUGGACGCCAAGAACCAGGCGCUCAAGCUGUGUGCUGUGGAGGGUGUGGACAUUUACCAAUACCAUGCGAAAAUGGACGCCCAGAUAGACUCCUGCCUCCAAGCGAUGGCGACGGGUAUGACCACGCGACUGUCAGCCGUGCUAGAAGCCACGCUAGCUAAGAUCGCACGAUUCGAUGAGGGGAGUUUAAUUGGCUCUAUCCUGACGAUAGCCAACGUGUCUGGGUCGGGCAAAGACAUCGGGCAAGGCUACGUCAACUUUAUGAGGAAUUCUAUGGACCAAAUUAGAUCGAAGGUGACAGAUGAGUUAUGGAUAUUACAACUGUUCGAGCAGUGGUAUGGCAUCCAAGUUGGAUUAGUCAACACGUGGCUAACAGAGCGGCCCGCGUUACACCCUCAACAGGUCGCGUGCCUUUCUAUCAUUCUAAAGAAAAUGUACAGUGACUUCGAGCUGCAAGGCGUGAUAGAUGACAAGCUGAACUCGAAGAUUUACCAGAACGUGGCGUCUCGUAUGCACACCGAGGAAGCUACAUGCAGCUUGCUACUGGCUCAACAGGACGCUGGGGGCGGGGACGAGGGUUCGGAAGAAGGUUCGAGGAGCGGCAAAUCGAAGCUGGAAGCGCUCACCGAGGAGGCCAAGCUUGGCAACGUGACUGCUGUCGUUGGGAAGGUUGGCAACAUCUUCGGGCGAGGCAUCGGCGAGCUGUCAUCAAAGAUAGGCGGCGCUUCGUCCUGGUUCUAGCGCCUCACAUGGGUUUUAUUAUUUGCCAACAUCGGUGUAGAGAGAUGAGAAUCCAUGCCUUGUAGUACUGCGAAGGGGUCUGCCGAAGGCCUAUAGCAAAAAUUUAAAUUUCUUUAUCUGCCUCUCUAUCGCUCUUAUAUAGGUAUUCGAACGAUAGAGAAGUAGGUAGGUAACGAUUUUCAAUUUUUGCGGUAGAUCUACCGACAGAUUAGACCACUGACAGAUUGCUGGUUGCGAUCAACCUAUAUCUCAGAUUGCGAACCUUUAAGCUAACAGAUUGGAACGACAGAUUUAUGAGUCUGUUGGUGCCUUUACUGCUAAUCAGCUCGAUUUUUUAAUUGGCAACACUAAAUUUGUUACUGAUUUUGAAUUUUGCGUUCACACGACGGUAGUUAGAAGCAAAUCUACCUUAAGCCAACUUAAAUACCACGAGAUUGAAUGAAUAAUAAUUAUGUCUCGAUCAUUUAGUGUUGUCAAUUUAAAUCUAUCGAACUUAUAAGAGUACUUAACCUUUUUGAGAAAUGCUUGAUCUGAUAGUUUUACUAUCUGCGCGUGACCAUCGUUUAUUAAAAAUUAUUUAAAAAUUCUGAAAACAAUUUGCCCAUUCAGAAUUUACUAAAAUGCCAAAAUGCAAAAUAUUUCAGAUCAAGCAUUCUCCUCCCGGCAGUAGUAAAAAGCUUAAAACUAUUCUGUGAUGAUGAAAUAAUUUCAUUUUGCUUUCAACUUUUGAAUUAGAGUUUCCGCCAUUUUUAAAAUAAAUAAAUGGCAUCUUACGCGCUAGGUAAUAACUUAAGUGGCCAGUCGCAUAUAGCUUAGUGUGAUUUAGUAGGUAUAGUAAUUAUUUUAUAAAAAAAAGCUUUAUUAUGUACAGUUAGGGUCACCAUUUAUUCGAUACCAUUGUACUAGGUGUGUAUAUUAAGAGUAGUAUUUGAUAACACGAAAGAUAACAAUAAUGAAAUACGAAUGCAUAAAUAGGUAAACACAUGCUACAAUAAGAAAACAUAUCGCUUUGGCAAGAGUAUAUUUUACGUGUUGUAAUUUGUAAAAUAAAUUACAAUUACUACGGUGGCGUUAUUUACAAAAAUAUAACGUAAAUUGUAAUGAGUUUGAAAAUGAGGAAUACGAGUGCACGGAGAAUACCUAAAUUGAUUUUAUAUCCCUAGCCCUACUAAUUACAGAUAGUAGAUACGCCACUUAAAAUGAAGUCUCCAAAUACCUAGUUAUCACCAUAAUUAUGGUCGUAUGGCAUUAAUUAAUAAUAAGUUAAUAACAAUAACUUCAACAAAUUUUUUUUUGGGAAAGUCGCGUAUCUACUUUUGUAUUGUGUUAUCUGUGUCGCUAUGCUCCCAAGUAACAUCCAAAUGCACUAUCUCAGGCAGUGUAGUUUCCAAUGCAACUCUUUCUAUACCUACUUCAAGAAAACAUAUUUUUCUAAUAGACUUCGUAAUUCACUUUUUACAUCAUUUGUUUAAUCUAGUUCUAAUCUAAUGUUUACCUCAAAACUUUUGGAAUGCAUUCUUAUAAAAAUAUAAAGGCGCGAGAAUUGUAUUUUUGCUAAACCUACAUAAUGUUGCCAGUUAUUCAAUUUUUACCCCAUUUCGGGGUAAAAGAUGUUUUUAUAAAAAUGCAUGAUUAAAUUGAAAGUUAGUCACUGUUUGCUAUAGUACUAUUUCUCUAUAGUUUAAUGCUCUAAUCUAUUAAAAUAUCUAGUGACUACACUUUACCUUGACUUAGUCAUCGAUAUAACUAUUUAUAAAUGAAUAUGUAUAACAUUAUAGUUAUUUGUUGACAAAUAAUAUUCUUCUACGCUAAACACCUUACAAAUUUUUAAACUAGGUGAAAAAUUUAAAGUUCUUAGAUAAACUUAACGUAAAUGACAGCGAGUAGUCGCUAUGCUGAGCCUUAUUACUAAAGGGCGACUGACGGGUGUUAUUUUCAUGUCACAAACAUCAGUUGGCAUUAAAACAUGCUUAAAGUAGAAUUGACACUUUUGUAGCAUAUAUUAGCAUUGAUUGCUACAAGAAGCGAAUAAAUUCGAGUAAAACGUAUAUUACAGUGGCAAUAUAGUUACUUUAUUACACUGUAGGUACUCACCGCUAAAUGAUAUUGCGAACACUAGAGUUUGCAGGUAAUAAAGUACCAGUUUUGGAGCGCAGUUCAGCAUAUUAAGCUUCUUUGUAAAAAAAAACCAAAUUACUAUCCAUCAUCUAGUCACCAAUAAAUAGCAUCUGGCAGCCGCCCAUUGCUUAUUACUCGUAACGUUGAGGAAGGCUUGAGAAAGGCUUUUGAAGGAAAAUUAUUUUCAUUUUAUCACUUCAGCUUUCAUGACUAAAUCAUUACAUUUAUAUCUUGGCAUCUUCACACGCAAUAGCCUAAGACGGGCGAAUACAAACUUACAUUUGCCGCUAGAAAUGUCCGUACGGUCUAAGAAAUGAUUGAAAUCAGUACGUGACGACAGGAAUUCUAGAUUUACGCAGUAUGCCUGUAAGUUUGUACGGUAACGAUAGCAUCAAAGUGAUGGUUUUCGCGCUUCUUGGAGUACACUAUAGUUACAGUUAGUUUAGUAGAGUAGGUACUGGUAUUUAUUUAUCUAUCAAAUAAAAUUUCACUUAAAAUUAUAAAAUGCAUAGACAUCGAAAAAUAUGCUUAAUCAUUGUAUUUGAUUGUAUGAAAACAUUUUUUACUGUCACUUUUUAAUUUAUACUAGAUGCCAAGAUCACAGUAAAAUUAAAACGAAAAUUCAUAUGAACGGAUUAGACCAAAGCAUCAGUUUAACCUCGAAAUCAUAGUCAUUAUAAUGACUAUUUACACUAGAAAUGAAAAAUGUUGAGUCCGGAAAAUAUAUUUAGCACUUUGUCGCAAUAAUACCUUCAUAUUAACGCCUGUGGGUUUUUACAAAAAUGUAUCGAUCAGGCUAAAGUGACAAAAUGCUAAGUCAUCUGGAGGUUGCGACACUAUGUAGUACUGUAAUAGCACAGUAAAUAAUCGACAUUAGGUAAAUGUAGUGCUCAUUAAUCAAAAAUAUGAAAUAAGAGGAACUUGUAAAGUAUCUAUUCACGUUUUUAUUUUGUUUUGCCUUCGAUUUUCACUACGAAUGAUGACUAUGUUUCUAAUGUGCAGAACGCAUGAUAUGGUUUUGGGUAUAUUUUUUCAAAUUAAAUUAAAUUCAUGAUUUAAAAAUUGUAAAUCAUUUUAAUCGUAAUUUUAAUACACGAAGACCCAGAGGAAAAUCAUAACAUAAAAAUAUAUAGUUAUAAUAUAAUUAAGUAACAUUUAACAGUCAGUUACUUAAAUAAAAUAUAUAAAAAAACAGUUAAAAAUGUGUUAAAAAAGUGGUAAAAUAUAAGUUGUGGGUUUUCCGAUGCACGAAUUUCGUUUAUGCGUUCUCACAUUAAAUUUGCUUCACUAUUUUUCUUCUAGUUUGGAAUCGAGCUCAAUCAAAAAGUACAGAUCUGUAGUGUCUAAUUGCAUAUAAAGUACCUAAUAAAACGAGCCGACUGACAAUGUUCGUAGACUUGCUUAUAAUGUAUUAUUUCGCCACGAUAUGGUCGAGAUUCUGUAUGGCUUAUAAUCUAAAACAGUAAACACUUGUGCCUAUAAAUCUUGAAUAAUAAUUAAUAAUACUACUGAAUUUGGUAACAAUAGCUACGUCCACGGUGACUGGUUCUAUCAGGCGGGCCUAGUUUGUAAUCCGGAUCCGAAAUGUAUGAAAUUAUCCGGAUCUGGAUCCGGAUCCGCGGAUCUUCCCAUACAUUUCGGAUCCGUCGUGCAAACCCUAGGCGGGCCGUAUGCCUGUGGUAUAAAAAAAGCAUCAUUAGACGGCUUAAAUAUUUUAAAUUAUUGUGAUGCUUUUAGUUGACAAUGGUAAUUGGUUACUGAUAAACCAUACGGUUGAAUACGAACCAAAUUGUACAGUUUUAUUGCUCAGCUGUAUAUGUAUAUAAAAAAAUAAAUGUUUUUUAAUAUAUAAAGCCUAAAAAAUGCAUGGAAUAGAAUCGACGCCAUCUAAGAUAAUUUGUCAAAUAUCUGAUUAUCGCUCAUUUGUUUUAAUAUAGUAAAAUCGAAAUCAUUAAUUCAUUAUUAUAAGUUCGAAACUAAAACUGGUUAGAAAUAUCUCGAAAUCUACCUAGUAGGAUGGUGGCCUAAAUACAAGGUAUAAAUAUUGCUAACGCUGUUAAAAUGCUUUAUUCAUAGUAGGUAUUAAAUAAAUACUUAAACCUAACUUAACAUUCAAUCCAGUUUAAAAAAUGUUACCAAAUUGAAGUAGUAUUAGUUAAUCACGGAUUAACCAUUCAAAGUGAGUAAUUUUGUCGGCGGCCGGCGCCAUACUGAGUCUCUCAAAUGCUUCGAAUGCCACCGAGUGUAUUGCGAUUGUAAGGGGAUACAAUAAAAAAUAUUUACAAUAAAAAUGUUUACUGUUUA